Messenger RNA from Xyrichtys novacula (pearly razorfish), 22124 nucleotides. NCBI's taxonomy places the organism in Eukaryota, Metazoa, Chordata, Actinopteri, Labriformes, Labridae. The record is from the annotation of a GenBank genome assembly.
UGUAUUUUAAUUGUGUUUCUGUUGGGUUUAGAUCGCGGGGUGGGAAAGAGGGGUUAGGUUGGGGGAGAUUUGGGUUUUCUUUGUCUCUUUUAUUCCUUUUUCUGCGUGAAGCACUUUGUGCUACAUGGUCGUGUAUGAAAAGUGCUAGAUAAAUAAAGACUGAUUGAUUAUGAUGGUCACAUUAUCGACAUUAUUACAUUUUUUAAAAAACUAGAAAAAAACAAUCAGUCAAAUUAAGUUGAAGCAACACAUUACUUCAUAAACCUUAAUGACAGUCCUGAUUAACUGAUGUCACGGUCUAUUUCUAAUAAUGGUCAUAUUUAUAAAUUAUCCACUUUACAUUUAACAUUUUUUUGUGCUUUUAUUUUAAUGUUUUUUUUCUGCCUUGCAUUUCAGUCGCUUUAUUUUUUCACAUUACACACAACCACCAAACUUUAGUUUUCAGUAACCAAUCAAAAUAAAGGUAACAUUUCUAGAGCUACAGUUUUAAAACGUGUUCAGAUUACCAGCUGAUUCUUGUGUUAAUAUGCGCAUUUUAUUAUAGGCGUUAACGGGCUCCCUGGGACUUUUGGAGGUAGCCCCCAGUGAACAUUUGAGGAACUACAAUGUAGCGACUGCUUUCCUUCAACAAAAAAUGCCACUGGUGUAAAUGCAUCUGUGACACGUUCAAAUAUGAGUCUGGUUUGAGCGUUUCAAAAGUGAUUUAUUGUUCGUAAAAAGAAAGAAAAUAUGUUGAUCCAGGUCCAAAACCUUUGACUUCAAAUGAAAAAAGUGGUAUGCUGAAAAGAGGUCAAAACAGGACGAGUGAAACAAAAAAAAAAUGAUGAAAAACUGUCAACAGAAAAUUAUCAGAGCUUACCAUACCAUUGUCUGACUACACCGGUGACAGUUAAAUAACCCGCCAAACAUCCAAAAACCACACCCCUCAGUGACGAUCCCCGGUACCUAGUAGAAAUCAAACUCAACAAAUAUAUUUUGGCUCCUACAUACAGUUUUAGCUUCACUACAUCGGCUUGACUUUAUAAUUGUAGAAAUUGCCUCUAUGUCUUACCUAAAUUUGUCUGUCUGUGCAGUGAUUGGCUGGUAGGUCGUCAAUCAAUCAAUCAACCAAUCAAUCAAACUUUAUUUAUAUAGCACCUUUCAUGCUUUUAGGCUGCAACACAAGGUGCUUUACAAAAAGGUAAAAACAAACAACGGUAAAAAACAAACAACAGUAAAUAUAAGGCAAUUAAAUAGGCAUAAAACCCGUCCCUUCCGACCCACAGCAGCACAUACAGGCAAGCACAGCAGCCCCCCCCCCCCCCACACACACAUACACGCACACACGUAUCCACACACCCACACACUAACUGUCAGUAAAAACAUUGCAAGGCACUGAUGAUCCUGGUAAGGAAAGACCACCUAUGGGAGCCCACCCCCACAGGGAGCACCGCCCCCGAGACCCCCGAACCCAGACAGCCCGGGUGCACCCCGCACAUAGUGCAGAGCCCCCUAACCGUCCGGGCCUGGACGAUCCCAAGGACCGAGCCCCCCGGGGGUGGACCAGACACACCUCCCAGUGUGGAGGGCCCCCACGAGGAAACUCUGGAGCUAAAAAGACUAGGGCAUAGAAGGAAUUAAAAUAAUGUUAAAAUAUCUAAAUGACAUAAAAAUGUGAUAAAAGUAAAGGAUGAAAUAAACUAAAACUAAAUUAAAAUAAUGUUAAAAUAUCUAAGUGACAUAAAAAUGUGAUAAAAGUAAAGGAGAAAAAAAGUAAAGGAGAAAAAAAGGACAGGAGACUAUUUCAGUUUCUGUCCUAGAGUCAAAGAUGAGAGUAAUAUUGCCUACAACUUACAAAGCCACAAAUCUUUGAUGUUACCAUGACCUUUAUUAAAAGUAGACUCUAAAGCGAAGAAAAGCUCAACAGUUUGGUGUCAUGGAGGGCCAAACAUCGGGGUGUUAUGACAAGCUAAGCUACGUGCGUUACCUCUCAUUUGACUGACAGAGUUUCUGUGACACGUUAAUCAAACUGAAGGUUGAUUCCUGUCGAGCCCGUACUGAUUGGAAACUCUCUCUCACCUGGAGUCGUAACCUCAGGUGAGCAGCUUUUCUUGGCGUGACAGCAGCCAUUUAAGGAAAUUGAAAAGCUCCCUCUGUUUUAGUUUGGGUAUUUACCAAUGGAGGGGUGAUAAUUACUUCAAUAUUUCCUUUAGAGCUGAUGUGUUUAAACUAGGUUGUGGAGGAUUAGAUGUUUACCUAGAUGUAGAUUUAAUUUAUUCUCCUAUAAAACACACCCUGCUUUAAACAUGCCCUGAUGAACUUCUGUUGAGGGUAACGGCUGGUUGGGAAAAAAAGAUUCCAAUGGAAAAUUUCUUGUCAUCGAGACCAGACCAGCUUGUGAGGAGUUAUCAUUCCUCACCUUGGUUUCCUCACAGGGGUUAAACUGUGGCCUCGUUAUGGCUUACACCCUUCACAAAUACUCUGCCACUGUGUCAGGCCUCUACAGUUAAUCUGGAGGAAAUAAAGUCAAAUAAAAAAAGAAGUUUUAAAUCACAAACAUCCGCUCACAAAGACCCUAGCCUUCUUUUUCAGGUGGUCAGAACUCCAAAUAAUGCAGAGUAACCCCCAAUUUCCUCCGCAUCCUAAACGGCUACAAAAAGGUCAUAUCCUCCGAUCGUAGCUGAUUGUAACCAUUCAAGUUUUGAGCUGCGUCCGAAUUGCCAAGUAGUAGUCGAAGUAGUAGUCGAAGUAGUAUCUAGCAUGUCCGAAUUGGCCACCGGAGCGAGUAGCAUGCUACUUCAGAUACUACUUCAGAUACUAGACACGCCCACAUUGUAGGUUGGUCUCGGUGCAUCCUACGGGCAUGCUACUGACCCAAAAUGCACCGCGGGCUUCUUCUUCGUCCUCUUAAAAGUUGUAGAAGCGCAUGUGAUGCUAGCGCCACCAGCUGCUCUGCCUAUUUAAAUGUGUCGCGAAUGCCGGCUGGCCACAGCAGCACGCACCAUGUCGGAGCAGCAGCAGGCGGGACCGCAGUAGUACAGAUGUAAGUUUCAUGUAACUUCACACACUGUCCUAAAAAAUGUCCGGUUGUAUCUGUUUGUCAUGUCAUGGUGUCAUAUUUGCCCAAGUAAUCAUUUUAUGAGCAAAUACGUGGCGACAUCAUGGAGGUAAAGCUCACUUAUUCCAUCAUUAAACUGCACAGCUGCAGUACUACAGCCAGGCCCGCAGAUGAGGGGCUUCAGUUACCACUGUCUGCACGGGCGCAGUACCUACUCUGUGCCUGCGGGGGUCGUCUUUCCCCACCGCUCGUCUAGUGUGUCCGAAUUGGGCCAACGUUUUUAGGAUGUAGGAGUGGGAUCUAGCAGUAGUAUGUAGCAGUAGCAUGUAGUAUCCGAGUGGGCAGUUCGGACGCAGCAAAUGUGUCAAUUUCCGCCGGCUUCUUUCCGUUCUGCUGUGGAUCGUCAGACUCCACAGCUGAUCGCAAGAGUUCUAUUUUUUCCGGACACCGAAGACACCGGAUAAAUUCAGCACAGACUAACCCGUGCUGGAAAGGAAGUCGGGCACAGACACAAAAUAAAACAUCAAAAAUCCAUGUUUCAGGAGGAUCAUAUUUCACACCAUGCAAACGGGCGGAGACGAACAAGUGAAAGGUUUAUAGACAUCAUUUCACCCCGAUGACACCAUGGAAGAGGAGAUGCUGAUCCUAGAAGUCUAGAAGUAGAUUUCCUCCUCUGGAAGGUCACAAUCUGUCCACAGUCUGUCUUUACAGAGACAACUCGUUAUCACACAAUUGCACGUGAAUCCGCGGGUUCUUGUGAGUUGUCACGAUUCCUGCUGUUCGUAAUUCGCCACGAAAUUCGCCUCACAAACGGAUCCGGUAGGAAUUGGCGUACAGCGAAAAUCGCCGCCAUUCUGGAUCAGAGCCGUUCCGGAUGAGGUGAAAAUUACAGGUGGUACCGUUUUAUUUUAGAGGCCAUAUUGUAAAAAACAAUCAUAUUAUGUUCUAUACAAUAUAAGUUUGUGAUGCUCCUGUCUUCAGUCGACCAUUUUUAUCUCUUCAGCAUCAUAGUUGGCUGACUGAAUGACUCACAGCGCCCCCUACAGAAAGGGGGCUUCAUCGCAACAGAGGUACUCAAUCCUGGGCCUGUCUGGGAUGAUAUUUACUUUUAUAAAAGCAGCUUGUUUUCUUGGCUGUCUUCUUAGAGACAACUCGUUAUCGCGCGAUUGUACGUGAAUCUGCAGGUUCUUGUGAGUUCUCGCGAUUCCUGCUGUCUGUAAUCCAUCGCGAAAUUCGCCUCACAAACGAAUCCGGUAGGGAUUGGUGGACAGCAAAAAUCGCUGCCGUUCCGGAUGCGGUGAAAAUUGGGGGUUAUACUGUCAUGUAAACCAUGACAGAUAAAAUGACAAACUUCAGUAAAAAUAUGUUUAUAUUUACUUUAAAUUUUUUGAUAUUUUUAGAUUUUAUGUAGGAUAAGUUCAGAUAUUUUGAAUCUAUCAUUUCAGAAAACUUCCAGAUUGGAUUCUGGGCUGAAAAGCUCCCUUGCUUACCCCCCCAUGGGUGAAGUGAUGGUGACCUUUGAGGACAUGAAGCUCCUGUGAUGCUAAGUUUGUGGAGUUUUACCACACAACAACAACAACCCCCCUCUUCUUCUUCUUCUUCCAUCUUGUGCGUUUGAUUUACCACUAAACUGUGCAUGUUACCCGUUUGUACCAUAGAAAUAUGAUAUCAAUCUGGGAUAAAAAUGAUCCAGACACAGUAUCCCCUGGUUUUAAUAUGUUGGUUAAAGUUUACUCAGGGGUUCUUUUAUUUGUACUCGUGGUUAAAUUUAGUCUUUACAGUCUGGACUGAGGCUAAAGUGUUUACAAGGCCUCUCUGAGAGCUUAUAAUAAACCAGAGGGACCACUAUUCAUGCCCCAAAUGUCCUGAUGUUUAUCACACACUCGUAUAAGUGGAGGGCAUUUUAUUUGGCACUUUUACAAGAGUCAAAAGAGGAUCUACUGCUGCAGGAGAAAGAGUCUGUGCGGAUGUUUGGGGACAGGAACUGAAGCGUCCUCAGACUGAGAUCAGAUCACGUUAAGGGCCCCUUGCGUCCUCGUAAAUCUGUCUUUGAUUGUUAAUCUUUCAAUGAGUCUUUAGAUGAAACACAAACAGAAUGUACCAACAUUUUGUUUACCCUUUAAUUUCUAAAUUGGCACUUUGCAAGGGAGUUUUACACUGAAAAUCUAAUCACAGGAGCUUUGUUUGUCACGUCGGAUUCAUGCACGACUGAAAGAAGAGGAGAAAUGAAGCGAAAACCAAACAAACACGGAAGAAGGUUUUGAAGCUGGUCCUGAUGUUUUAUUCUUACUUCUUCUGCAAUGGUUAUGAUGAAUUCUGAACUCAUAUCUCUUCACACAGAAGCACUGCCCUCACCUAUUGUUCAGGUUAAAACAGACCUAAUUAUCCAAAUGUACUUCAUUGUGCGGCUCUCCUUCUUUCUGCCUCUGAAUCAGCUGCAGCUUUGAAAACAUUUUAACAAAGAACUUUUUCUUCAGCGCCGUCUGCCUCCGUCACCUCUCCUCAGAGCAGGUCACAGGUCAGAUUGAGUUUUUCCACCAUUUUUCUGCUUUGUUUGAAGGUUGACAGUGGAGAAAAGAAAAGAGUCUGACAUGCAACAAAAGUUGUCGGACAAAACUCAACCAGCUGCAGUCCUGCUGAAAACUCACGUCUUCAGUUCCUCUGUGGUUGAGUAUAAAAAAGACAGAGGCUGUAGUUUAUUUUAAUGUUUUUUUAAUGCAUUUACAAACCUAUAAAACCAUAAACACAACAUUGUUUUUUAUUACGUAACUCAACGAUAAAACAUCUUUAUAUUUGGUGUUUUCAAUCUGAAUGUUAAAGUUUUAAGGGUUGAUUCAGCGGUUAAAGAAAUCCCCGAGCUCUAAUUUCUUUAUACAUAAUAUUUAUUUAUUUUUAACCACAAAUCCACAAGACUAAGGACGCCAUGGAGAGGUUUGGAUUGUUUGAAGUCAGGUAGGUUAUGAAAGUUUGCAAACAGUGCCGAGACAAUCAAUCAAUCAAUCUAUCUAUCUAUCUAUCUAUCUAUCUAUCUAUCUAUCUAUCUAUCUAUCUAUCUAUUAUUAAAUAAUACUUAAGGUGGUCUAUGAACUAUUUAUCCAUGAUUCAGUUUCCUAAAAACCCCAAAAGUUGACCAUCUUUUUUUUGUAUUUAACUUUCUUUAUUUGAAUUUAUUUGUUGAACGAUUUCAUUUUAUUUUGACUUUAAUAUUUUUUUCUUGGUUAUUUAUUUAUUUAUUUUUAAUUAAAUAACUUUCUUUAUAUAAAUUUAUUUGUUGAAAGAUUUUAUUUUAUUAUGAGUUUUAUAUUUAUUUCUUGUUUAUUAAUUUUUUUAUUUAAAUGUACUUUAUUAGAAUUUUUUGUUGAAAGAUUUUAUUUUAUUUAAAUUUGUUCUAUUUUUGUUUUUAUUUUUUCUUGUUUUUUAAUAUUUAAAAAAAGUGUUUAAUUUACUUUCUUUAUCUGAAUUUAUUUGUCAAAAGAUUUUAGUUUAUUUUGAGUUUUAUAUUUUUUCUUGUUUUUUUCAUAUUGUUUUUUUAAAUUUAAUUUACUUACUUUAUUUGAAUUUAUUUGUUGAAAGAUUUUAUUUCAUUUUGAGAUUUAUAUUUUUUCUUCAUUUUAUAAUUUUAUUUAAAAAAAAAAAAUCUUUCUUUAUUCGAAUUUAUUUCUUGUAAGAUUUUAUUUUCCGAAAAAGGAAACCGGAACAAACCCGGAAGCACGUGUCAAUGACAUCAGCAGUUGAAAACAAAAACAAAUCUCCGUCUUACACCAUCCCUGUCGUUGUCUUGUCUCACGCUGUUUGUCCAAUUUAUACGUUUUUUAAACCUCGGCUUCGUCCCGUUUCUUCGUGUUGAUGGUAAGUCUUGAUUUAUUUCUGAACUGUUGACAAUUAAAACAGAAAAUCAGAGUUUUUAUAGCGAUUUUGUCUGAAGCUACCGUGUGUAAGCUAACUCCGGCUAACGCUGCCUCACUGUCAGCUGAGGAAAUCCAAGUCUGUCCUCCUCUGUCUCAGGUAUGUCCUCUAUCACGGGUCUACCUUCUGUCUCAGGUUGUCCUCUGAGUCCAGCUGAAGGUUCACCGGGUUCUGACGGUACCGGGUUCUGGCAGUCAUGGCUCAGCAGAGAGGAGUAAACAGCCUUCAGUUCAACCAGGACCAGAGUGAGCUGCAGCUAACAGGAGGAACAACACAGAGCUGUCUGUUUUUAUUCUCUUAGUUUAACAUGUUUUUGAUUUCUCUUUUAAUCCAUGUUAGGCUGUUUCUGCUGUGCUAUGGAGACCGGGGUCCGGAUCUAUAAUGUGGAGCCCCUGAUGGAAAAAGGACACCUGGGUACGAGGGUUCAAGAUCUCUGCUGUCUUAGUUUGGUUUUUAAUGAUCAUGAAGGUUUGAUUUCUCUAAAGGAGCUGAAGCCAAUUUCACCUGUUCUGAUCGAUUAUAUGAUUGUAUAAUUACAGUACUUAUAUUUAGUACAAACUCCCACUCUAACUUGACUUAUAAUAAUGAUAACUUUAUUUGUAUAGCACUUUUAAAAACAGAAGUACUUUGACAUAAAGUCAUAGAGCACAUAGAAAAAGACAAAAACAAAAGCUCAGUUGAAACGGAAUUAGAUUAGAUUAGAUUAGAUUUUUCCUUUAUUCAUCCCUCAGUGGGCAAAUUAAGUCAUUAACAGCAGCAGUACACACAACAUACGCAUGUAUUAUGGGUAUAAAGAACAAAUAGAUAAGAUAAGGAACUACGGUAAAAGAAGAAAAAAAGAGCAGGGCAAUUGAAGAACGGUAUUAAAGACAAGUAUUAGAAAAAUACAAAAGAGAAAGAUAGAUCAGUGCCAACAAAAAACAGGUAUGGAUGUGAUGAUGAUAUUGAUAUUGAACAUGGUUAAUAAAUAGUUAGGGGUGUAGGCCAAUUUCAUUUUUCAUAAGAAACCCAGACAACACAAGAACCACGCAACAUAAAAUGAGACCGUGAGGACCAAAAUAAAAUAUAAAAUAGUUACGAAAAAAGGGGGUCAAAAGCGGAAACAGGAUAGUAAAUAUAAAAGGCAAUAUCAACAAUGAUAAUAAAAUAAUAACAGGUAAUACUGAUAACAAUAGUAAUGAUGAAAUAGAGCAACAGAAAACAAUAAAAGAAAUAAAACAUAAAAAGCCAAAAGGGGACCUGCCAUAAAAAUGUAAUUUUGGGGGGUUUUUGUGUCAGAUAAGGUUCAUGUUUUGUUCGUCUUAUGUUGUAAAUGUGAAAACAAACCGUUACGUCGUUUGCAUUCUGUAAAGGUUUAAAAUAAAGGAACGAGUAAACCAGGCCAAUUGAAAAAGCAGGUCAAUCUGACGUUGCGUUGACAUUGCUCAUUAUUAUUCACAAGCGCGUCCUCGGUGAGCCGCGCCCACUCUCUCGUUCUCGUACUCAGUCACAGCCAGAGCGAGACCCAGCUACCACUGUAUCCGCUAUGGGUCUCUUCCAAACGACCGGUGUUUCCUUCGGUUCACUGCCGGGAAAAUGAACUUAAAGCUGGACAGAAUGAAUGAGAAAACACAGCUGGAGAUCUCCGGCUUCUUCCUCAACUUCCACCUCCUCUCCGGACUAGGGGUCUAAAAUAUAUGGUUUAAUACCUGCCGUUUUUUGCCUUUAGCAUAAGGUGACCAGACGUCCCCGAUUUCCGGGGACAGUCCCCGUAUUGGGUGACCUGUCCCCGGCAAAAGCUGUCCCCGAAAAUGUCCCCGAUUUAAGCGUUUCAUGAAUGAGAGCAAAAAUGUUGUGUGUGGGCUCGAACAGCGGUUAUUACAGGAGCCGAAUAGGUAGGAAGCACAAGUAAGCAGUCCUGAACAACAGUUCUUACGGGGGUUAUUACAAGGGGCAUGCGCUGCUACUAAAAAGUACCGAGACUUUGUCUGUGAUCAUGCAGCCCCUGCACCGCCGCACCGAAUAUCCCCAGAUAUCAUUACAGACAUCUGGGCACCUUACUUUAGCACACAUUAGCAUAUGCUAUUAGCAUUAGCAUAAUAACAAUGGAUAAAGCGAAAUCCGAACCUCCACUGCUGAGCCAAUCAGAGCACAGCAGGCUUCACAGCAGCGAUCCAAUCAGAGCAAAGCUCAUUACCAUAAAUGUUAAUGAGCCCAAACCAGUUGGUUUUCCUGUAAGGUUUUUUAGGCAUAAUAAAACAAACCAUCAAAUAACUUUUCAGCUAAAAUUAUGUUGCAAACAUGAUCAGAGGACAUCAAGGAUUAUGAAAAAAUGAUAAAAAUGGGUGUGAAAUUUUGGUGGCAGGUCCCUUUUAAGAAAAGAUUCUAAGUAAAACGAAAGCUAAAAAGACAAUAAAGCCAAAAUAAGAUAGAUGUGAAAGAGAGAAAAGAGAAAAGACGGCAUCACAUAAAAUCUAAUUUGUAAAAGUGAGUUUUUAAAUUUAACUUAAAAGAAGCGACUGUCUCUGCUGUACGCCUUAUCUCCUCUGGCAGGUCGUUCCAAAGUCGAGGAGCUCUGAUGGAGAAAGAUCGAUCACCUUUAGUUUUGAGUCUCGUCUUUGGAACGACCAGGAGGUCUUCGCCAGAGGAUCUGAGGCUGCGAGUUGGCUCAGAGGGUAGUAAAAGAUCUGAAAUGUAGCUUGAAGCGAGUCCUUUGAGCGCUUUAAAAGUUUUCAACAAAAUCUUAAGAUCAAUUCUAAAACUGACAGGAAGCCAGUGAAGGGAGGUUAAAACUGGAGUGAUGUGACGCCGUUGACUAAAACCAGUUAAAAGCCGAGCUGCUGCAUUCUGAACUAGUUGGAGGAGGAAGAUUUCUUAUUUUCUUAUUUUAAAUUUACUGAUUUAGGACACAGUUACAGUCAAAUAAAAUGAUCAUGAACAGAGAUCACUUUGUUUGUAAAAUAAUAGUCUACAGGACAAACUAACAACACAACUUAAACCACCAAUAAACUGUCCUGAGUUUUAGGUUUGCAUGCGUACACACGUGACCUGUCAUUCUGGCAAAGCAAAAAGCUACAAUGGCGGACUUUCAGACCUUUGCUGACGUGGAUAAGAUCAGAGGAUAAAAUCUGUUUCAUAUGUAAGGAUUAGCUGAUCACUGAUCCCCCAAAGUUGAGGAAAUCGGCGUCGAUCGAUCAGCCAGCAGAUUUAUCAGUGUAUGUUUAGUAAAAAAUGGCCUCUAAACUUCUGUUCACUGUGGUCGACAUCAUGAAACAUUACAAGGAUGAAACCUCCAUCAGAGCAGAUAGAGGAUGUGUGUUUGUUGGUGUUUUCUAAACUCUUAUUUAUAUUCAGGAUGAUGCAUUUCUCUCUGCACACAAAAAAACAAGAAGUCAUUGUAAAGAAAUCAUUUUUUAAUUAGGUAGCUGAAUAAAUACAGACGUGUUCAUCUGAGAAAAAAGACAACUGCAUAUUUUUCUAAUUAGACCUUUUAUGUGUCACUCACACGACCAAAGACGAGCGGAUUUUCUAAACCUGUUCAAGAAAAAACUCUGAAUUAAUUAUUCAGUAAUCUGUGAUAAUCCUGUGAGUAAAUCCUAAUACAUCAAACUAAUAUUGACAAGAACACUGAGCCGUCAACAUGGUUUUCUCUGUGUGUCAGUAAGAUUAGGACAGACACUUUUUAACGUGUGUGUGUGUGUGUGUGUCCAGAUCACGAGCAGGUGGGCAGUGUGGCUCUGUGCUCCAUGCUGCAUCGCUCUAACCUGCUGGCUGUGGUCGGAGGAGGAGUCAACCCCAAAUUCUCUGAAAUUUCCGGUGAGUUAAAGUGGAGAUGGUGUUUUUAUGGUGGUGACACUGAGGUAGAACAGACAGAGAAGGGACACUCUCCAUACUUCAUUAACUGACUACAGUCCCACACUCUUGUUGUUUGAGCCUCUAACGGACUCGUGAAAAAAACAACAAUCAGGAUUAUUAAGAUGCAAAGAGGAAAUUUUAACUAAAUCCAGUGAGAAAGAGAAAUGAUAACAGCAAACUAUCCUCAUGUUUUACAGCUGUAAUGUAAACCUUCUGCUGAAACAACCAAGUGCUGGUUGUUUCAGUGGCAUUCACCUAGAUUUGCAGACCCUGCACACAGAUUCAUGAGUGGCUCCCUUUCUUUUACCCUGGGGGGCGCUGUGGUAUCCUCCCAGCAGUCAGCAGCUAAUUGACCCUGUCAUGGACUCUUAAAUCUGAAGUGCUCCCGUCUCUGGCUGUCACUUGCUGCGUCCGAAUUGCCCGCUCGGAUACUACAUGCUACUGCUACAUACUACUGCUAGAUCCUACUCCUACAUACUAAACACGUUGGCCCAAUUCGGACACACUAAACGAGCGGUGGGGAAAGACGACCCCCGCAGGCACAGAGUAGGUACUGCGCCCGUGCAGACAGUGGUAACUGAAGCCCCUCAUCUGCGGGCCUGGCUGUAGUACUGCAGCUGUGCAGUUUAAUGAUGGAAUAAGUGAGCUUUACCUCCAUGAUGUCGCCACAUAUUUGCUCAUAAAAUGAUUACUUGGGCAAAUAUGACACCAUGACAUGACAAAGAGAUACAACCGCACAUUUUUUAGGACAGUGUGUGAAGUUACAUGAAACUUACAUCUGUACUGCUGCUGUCCCGCCUGUUGCUGCUGCUGCUCCGACAUGGUGCGUGCUGCUGUGGCCAGCCGGCGUUUGCAACACAUUUAAAUAGGCAGCAGCUGGUGGCGCUAGCAUCACAUGCGCUUCUACAACUUUUAAGAGGACGAAGAAGAAGCCUGCGGUGCAUUUUGGGUCAGUAGCAUGCCCGUAGGAUGCACCGAGACCAACCUACAAUGUGGGCGUGUCUAGUAUCUGAAGUAGUAUCUGAAGUAGCAUGCUACUCGCUCCGGUGGCCAAUUCGGACAUGCUAGAUACUACUUCGACUACUACUUCGACUACUACUUGGCAAUUCGGACGCAGCAAAUGUCCUCAUGCAAAUGUCGCACACAGUCUGGCUGCCUCUCCAGAUGCAGAGGUCGUAUAGUUUUAAGGGCCGUCUCGCUCUUUCUUUCUCCCUUUCCCUCCUCUCUGUUUCAUGUCUGAACUCAUCUGUGCAGAGCAAAAAAAAAAAAACAUGAGCACACAGUCAGUUCAGCAAUUUUAAUUGGGUACAGAGAAACUGAAGCUGCUUGCCCUGCAGGAGUCUUCAUCAAGGCUAAAACAUACAAGAUAUUUGGAGCGUGGCAGCUGCGUCUCGUAUCAUGCAGGAAACAAGUUUCCAUUCUAAUCAAUGCAGCAAAGCGUACAGUACGCCUAUCAGCUCCGUUGCAGCAUCAUAUCGAGAGCAUAGACUGUAUAUACUACAGACAACUUGGUUCCGCCUACCGCCUGUAUACGGAUUUGAAGCCAAAAAGCUCUCAGUAUUUCCGGGAUUUUUCUUCAUUUCCUGAAACCAGCGCUGUACAGUAGCGAUGUGCGCAUUCGACCGUGCAGUCGCCGAGAGUCGCUGUGAUGACGCUCGGCUCAAACAGCGUAUCCCCGGGAGAGCUACGUAAUCCUUGAACGCCCAUAGGCUGUAUCAGGUGUCAAUCAUAGAAAACAUGAACCCCCUAAUAACUUUUAAAAACGGAGCUUCAGAGAAAAAAGAGGACUUGGGCACAAACCAGUCUUACAUUAACUACAUGAUUGACAUGAUUGACACUUGAUACAACCUAUGGGCAUUCAGGGAUUGCGGAGCUCUUCCGGGGGAUACGCUGUUUGAGCCAAGUGUCAUCACAGCGACUCUCGGCGACUGCGUGCCCGAAUGCGCACAUCGCUACUGCGCAGCGCUGGUUUCAGGAAAUGAAGAAAAAUCCUGGAAAUACUGAGAGCUAUUUGGCUUCAAGUCCGUAUACCUGCGGUAGGCGGAACCAAGUUGUAUAUAGUAUAUACAGUCUAUGGUUGGUAUAGAUGAAAAAUCCUUCCUGUUUCUGGAUUUAUCAAUAACACAGAACAAUCUGAUGGUCAGUCUCUGAUCCAUGUGGACCCCAACAGGACUUUGAACUGCUAACUCUGUCUGAAGGUAACAGCACAGCAUAAAGGAACAUAGUUUACUUUAUUAAACACCAGUAAACCUGCAAAAACACAAACUGUAAAAUCACUUAAAGCUCUUUUAUGUAUAGUAGAGGCUUAACGGUCACUGAAUUAUAUCCAAAUUAUCAGGAAAUCGACCACAGAAAGGAAAAACAACCCGUUGUGGGCAUGUUGUUUCCUUUACACUGAGCCCAGCUGACCGGGGGGAUACCAAAUGCUGCUCUACGGAGCAAAUACAGAAUGUGCUAAAUACGGAUCCUGUACGUUUUCAGCUUCAGAAUAAACAACAUGACCAUGAAGGACACCUUUAGAUCAUUUACUCAGAUGUCAUUGGCAGAAAGAGGUCAACAUGUUUGCACUGUGUUAAAACUGCUGACUUGACCACCUUUGGUCCUCUUUACCUGUUUUAACAGUUUUUAAAAAAAAAAUUUUUCAUCUCUGAUAAACUAGAGUCUGAUCUUCACUUCAACUUUAUUAUGCCCCAAAAAUUGGCAAAUCAGGUUGCAGCAGGCACAGACAUUUAAAACACUGCCAUACAUCAUAAAAAUAAAAUAAAAUACAUUUACAUAAAAAACUGUUCAGGAGCAUUAAAGAAGAUUUAGAAGGUAAAAAGAAAAGCAUAUGUCAGCCAUACCAGUACUUUUUGCAUGAACAGAGUGCAUAAGAUAAAAUGCAGAAACAAAGUGCAACGUGCGGUUUGCUUACCAAUAAAAGACCCCUAGAUGAAGCUCAAUCUAGAACAACAAUAAUAAUCAUAAUAAUCAUAAUAUACACCAUCUAAUAUCAGAAACAGUUAUCUCCUCCUGCAGGAAUCGUUUAGGGCUCUGAUAGAGCCUGGGAUGAAGGAAUUUUUAUACCUGUCUUUGUGGUUGUAGGAGCUCGCAGUCGAUGGCCAGAAGGUAACAGAUUGUAUUCUGAGCAGAGAGGAUGGUCACUAUGAGACCGAAUGGACACAGCUUUUUUACGAACCUGUUUGUUAAAAAUAUGAUUCAAGCUAGUGAACUGCACGCCUGCAAUUUUACUCGCCACCUUGAUGAUCCUGUCCAGGGCAUUUUUCUCUCUGGUCCCCAGGUUGCCGUACUAACAGAUAAUACAAAAAGAUAUGACCGAUUCAAUAAAAGCAGAGGAAAACAAUGACAUCGGGAACUUGUUAAUUUGAAAUUUGGCGAGCUUUCUUAAACAAAAAAGUUGUUGCUGGCCUUUCUUGCACAGCACUUCAGUAUUACGUUUGAUGUAAUCUGUCCUCGCUCUGCAGAAACAGAGACGUCAGUUUCUGUCUCUCCUAAAAUGCAUCAUCAUUACAAACCUUGCUGUUUUCAGUGUUAAUAUCUAAGAGAGAGAGGGAGGAUGCGCUUUAUUCAAAGUUUAGGACUUAAUGAAGGUGCUGCAGGCUGCAUAGGAUCGCUCAUUCUUGAUUCUCAUUUUUUCAACAUCAUGGGGGGACAAAACACACGUAGCCAAUAAAAGACUGUUCUUUUUGCGACAGUUAAAAAAGUUCAGACUCAGACACAUGAUCCUCCUUCAGUUCUACGCAGCCAUAAUUGAGAGUAUCCUCACAUCAUCAAUAAUAGUCUGGUACAGAAACUUGGACAGUCAUUCACACACAAAACUUCAACGGAUAAUAAACAGAUCAUCCAAAACCACCCCCAUCCAUAGAGACUCUGUAUCAAAGACAUGUCACACAGCGAGCGCUGAAAAUCACCUCAGACCGCAUACACACCCUGCACACCCCCUGUUCACACUCAUGGCUUCUGGUAGGUGUUACAGGUCUUUGACAGCCAACUCAGCCAGAUUCAAGAAUAGUUUCUUUCCCACUGCCUUACAGACACUAAACCAGUAUCUAGUAAAUUGUAUCCACAUGUUAUCCACUGGUAUCUUGUAUUGUUUUGUAUUGCAUGAUGUGCUGUACCAGGAAACAAAUUCCACCAACCCUGCUGUGUCCUCCUCUUGAUGUUAUACAGGACCAGGCUGUCAGUGCCGAGCUACAUCAGCUCAUCACUCUGUUUACUUUUAAUCAAACACAGCAGAUUUACAAAGUGGCAGAUAAACUCAGACUUCUCUUUAAUUAAACUAAUUUUUUUUUACAGGAAAAUGAAGUAAAAAUGACAGAAAAUCGACAUGAAUCCUGAUCAACCGUCAAAAAAGACGAUCAGAUAAAACAGCCUGUAAACAAAAACAGGUGGGGAAGUUUAAGAUGUUUAUGAGUACAAAAACCUCACAAUCGGUUUCAUAAAAUCAGGUCGUCAUUUCAGCUAUCAAGAACUGAUUUGCAUUAUUAUGAUGUUUCGACCAAUCAGAUUCAAGUAUAUUGGACAGCCAGGUAAUAAAACAAAUUUGUCUACACACACACACACACACACACACACACCGUUUGAAAACAGACGUGUAAAUUAAAGCGGACGGUAAAAUCGUCCAAUCAGAGCAGCUCUCUCAGGUGAGUCACUCGCCUGGAUUUGAUAUUGAUUGAUUAUUGAUUAUAUAAUCCCCCUUUAAUCGUUUGACUCUGCAGUUCUGAUCUGGGACGACGCUCGAGAGUCCAGAGACCCCAAAGACAAACUGGUUCUGGAGUUCACCUUCACUAAACCGGUUCUGGCGGUCCGCAUGAGACACGACAAGUGAGUAAGGAGUCCCUGAUCAAGUGAUAAAUUAAAGAAAAUGUUUAAAUGUGAUCAAUCUAAUCAAUCUGCUCUGCUGCAGGAUCAUCAUCGUCUUAAAGAACAGGAUCUAUGUCUACAGCUUCCCUGAUAACCCUGUCAAACUCUUCGAGUUCGACACCCGGGAUAACCCGAAAGGUCCGCGCUAUUUCCUCCUUUCUGUGUUCUUUUCUUUCUCCAUCAGUGUAACACAUCUAGGUGAUUUAUGUCUGUGUCUGUGCUGCUGCUGCAGGUCUGUGUGAUUUGUGUCCCAGCCUUGAGAAACAGCUGCUGGUGUUUCCGGGUCAUAAAUGCGGCAGCCUGCAGCUCGUUGUAAGUCGUAAACACAAACAAAGCGUGCCACCGUCGCUCACAUUAAAACGUAAAAAUAAAAACAAACAUUCUCUGUUUUUGUUUCCUCAGGAUUUGUCCAACACGAAGCCGGGGACAUCAUCCGCUCCGUUUACCAUCAACGCCCACCAGAGCGAGAUUGCCUGCGUGGCUCUGAAUCAGCCGGGCAGCGUGGCGGCGUCAGCCUCUCGUAAAGGAACUCUGAUCCGCCUGUUUGACACCACGACCAGAGACAAGCUGGUGGAGCUACGCAGAGGGACCGACCCCGCCACCCUCUACUGGUACGAACCCAAACACUGACCUAAUGUGCUUCAAAUAACAGCGGACGAAACUUCUCCCUCCUCAGAUGAAUGUGUUUGCGAACAGAUUGAAUGUGUUGAUGCACGGAGGUUUGGGAGAAGGAUUGAGGGAGUCUGACGAAGAUCAUGAAACAUCUUUGUUUAAUCUGGAGUGAGGACAGAGAAGAUCAACAGAGCGAGUCAAACAAAGAGUUCAGACACUCAGACGGUACAAAGAAAACAGAAGAAAACAGAUAUCCACCAGCUCACAAUCAGAUCCAUUAUUCUUUAAAAGGGUUCGACACAGGUGAUCAGGGGGCCGUCUGAAGCUCCUCCCCCUCAGGUGAAGGUAGAUUCAGAGGGCUGCACGGUCAGGUGCUGAUGGCUCUUUGAGAUCCUCAGGUGUGAAGUUUCUGGUUGUUCCUGAGUCCUGAAGAGGAUCAGUGAAGUCUUUCUUAGUCCUGGCAGUCACGCUGUUGUUGCUGUGAAAAGGACAGGAGAGGAGAGGGUGUGAACUUUAGAGGAAUAGAUAAUCAAUCAAACUGAUCUACAAACCUUUCCCAUCUGAAAGUCCGGUCUCUGGACUCGAACCCCAGACUUUUCUAAACUGUAAAAACUCCUCAGAGCCUCAGAGGACAUGAUUCACAUGAUUCAGCUGCUGUGUUCACAGACUGAAAAUAACUCCUAUGAAAUUUCCUCUGACAAACAACCAGGAGGCUCUUCUUCCUUCUUCUUUCUUCUCCUUUUUCUUCUUCUUAUGAUGAAGAUGAUGAUGAUGAUGAUGAUGAUGAUGAUGGAGGCGCUGUAGGAGAUGAUAAUCAGCGAGUUUACUAACAGACAGACACUCGUUCAGUUUGUCCUCACAGCAGAGGGACAUGAUCAACAGCACUGUUUGGUUAGAGGGAGAAAGAGGAGAGAUUCUCAGCAGGUGGAAAUACGAAAUACAACAUAAUGAUAAUAACAAUAAUAAUAAUAACAAAAAUAGCAACAAUACUACUACUACAGUAACAAUUAUAAUAACAAUAAUAGUAAUAAUAAUAAAUAAUAAUAAUACUAGCGAAAAUUUAUUAUGAUGAUAAAAAAUACUACUAAUAAUACUACUACUAAUAAUAUAAAUAUAGUAGUAGCAAUAAUAAUAAUUAUUAUAAUGAUAAUAAUAGUAAUAAUAAUAGAAACAAUAAAAAUAAUAAUAAUAGUAAUAAUAAUAAUAAGCAUAAUACUACUAUUUCUACUACUACCACUACAAAUAAUUUUAAUCAUAUUUAUAAUAGUAAUAACAAUAAUAAUUAUAAUAAUAACAAUACUACUAAUAAUAAUGCUAAUACAAGUAGUAAUGAUAAUAGUAACAAUAAAAUAAUAAUAAAAAUAAUACUAAUGAUCAUAAUAGUAAUAAAAAUAGUAAUAAUAAUGGUAACAAUAAAAUAAUGAUAAUGAUCAUAAUAGUAAUAAAAAUAGUAAUAAUUAUAGUAACAAUAAAAUAAUAAUAAAAAUAAUAAUAAUGAUCAUAAUAGUAAUAAAAUAGUAAUAAUAAUAGUAACAAUAAAAUAAUAAUAAAAAUAAUAAUGAUCAUAAUAGUAAUAAAAAUAGUAAUAAUUAAGGCUGCACGAUAUUGGAAAUAAAUAAUAUUGCGAUUUUUUCAACCCUGCGAUAUAUAUUGCAAUAUUAAAAAUACAGGAAUUUUCACCAGAUGACCUGAAUAGCACUUAAUGUUAUGCUGCACUGCUGAAAUCUUGAGGACAGUUACCCUGCACUGAUCUUACCUCUUUUUGUGAAUGUUAGAAUGGCUUCUGUCUCAGAGAUAUUUUUAGCUUUUAUUGUGCUGGGACGUUAUUGUGGCAACAGAUUAACACAGAACACGUGUUUUGGUCCUUCUUUUAACCGAAAUAAUUCCAGAUAACUGACUUUCCUUUUCUUUUGGGCAACAAAUCUUCAUUUUCGGUGGUUUUCGCUUGUUCGAUCGUUGUUGUUGUUGUUAGCGGUGUUGUGCCGAGAAACGCAUGUCCUCCGAGAAUUGCAUGCACCUCGCAAAACGCGCACCGCUUAUAGUAGAGUGGUCCACGGAAAUGUACAAUUUAAAACCCAUACAGUUCUUAUUUGUUGGGCUAAACAGUCAUGAGUAAAGUUCCGAAAGUAAUUCUCAGCGGACACACGUCUCCCUCCAUGUGCAGAACAUGUGCAGGGGUGGGUUUCCUCCUCUCUGAUUUUGAUUGACAGCUGGCAGGGUAGUCUGAUUGGCAACUGAGAAGUGAGUCUGAUUGGCAACUGAGUUAAGGACGAAUGUGAUUGGUGGAUCGCUGCACAGCACAUGCAGAGUCACAUGCAGUGUAUUUCAGUCAGUUACCCUUGAAAUUAAAUGAGUUCAUUCACCUCCAAUAUCGCAGGCUCUGCGAUGUGACUAUCGCACGCACGUACAUCGCGAUGACGAUGUUCAAACGAUAUAUCGUGCAGGCCUAGUAAUAAUAAUAGUAACAAUAAUAAUAAUCGUAAUAAUAAAAAUUGAAAAUAAUACUACUUCUACUGCUACUACAAAUAAUAAUAAGAAUAAUAAUGAUGAUGAUGAUGAUAAUGAUGAUAAUAAUAAUUAAUUAUAGUAAUAAUAAAUGGUCCAGCUCUCAGAGAAAGGAAGACUUUGAUAACUAGAUCUAGUGUUUCUGUGUCUGUGUGGGAUGAUGACGAUUCUCCCAGCUCUUUAAAAACUUCUCCACAGAUUUUCAGACCAGCAGAUACAGGAACUCAGUUUUUACUCCUUUUCUUUGAGAGAGACGGCGAGGGUAAAGGACAGACUCAACUCUGCAACGGUUUGAUCCGUGUCUCAGGAUUUGUGUCUCUGUGUUCAUCUCUCUCUAACACUCCUCCUUUUGUCCCCUUCUUUUUCUCUCCAGCAUCAACUUCAGCCAUGACUCCUCCUUUCUGUGCGCUUCCAGUGACAAAGGAACCGUUCACAUCUUUGCUCUCAAAGACACCAAACUGAACCGCCGCUCCGCGUGAGAACACCUCCUACCACCUCCUCUGUCGUUUUUUUUCAAACCGCUCUUUUGACUUUUGUGUCUAACCUCUCCUUGUCUCUCUCUGUGCGUCCCAGCCUGGCUCGUGUCGGUAAAGUGGGCCCUGUGAUUGGUCAGUACGUGGACAGCCAGUGGUCGUUGGCCAGCUUCACGGUGCCGGCUGAGUGCGCCUGUAUCUGCGCUUUCGGGAAGAACACGUCCAAGAACGUGAACUCCGUCAUCGGUGAGGAAACGCGAACUAACACUGCAGUCUCUGAUUCCUUUGUGUGAAAGAAAUGAAACAUUUAAAGACAUAAUUUCAGAAACACAGAUCAACAUGUUUCAGCAUUUUAGACCAAAACUAAUUCCUGAAUCGCCAAUAGAUUAAUCAGCGAUACCAUGAUGUAGGGCUGGGCAAUAAACCGAAUAUUUACCAAUACCAAAAUUGCCCGUAUUGUUAUAUUCUGUGUCAAAAUAUUAAAUAAAUCAAAGUUGGUUUUGGAUGUGUGUAGGUAGGCUAUGGUCUGAUGUCCCUUUAACCCAGGAUUUCCACCACAUCUGGAACAGCGGCGGUUUUUCGGCGUACACCAAUUCCUACUGGAGGCAAAUUUCGUGGUGGCUUACAGACAGCAGGAAUCACGAGAACUCACAAGAACCCGGGGAUUCGUGUGCAAUUGCGCGAUAACGAGUAGUCUCUAUAAAGACAGACACAAAGACAUAUAAGCAGUAGAUUGUGUCCCUCCAGAAGAGGAAAUCUACUUCUAGACUUCUAGAAUCAGCAUCUCCUCAUCCAUGGUGUCAUCAGGGUGAAAUGACGUCUAAAAACCUUUCAUAUGUUCGUCUCCGCCCGUUUGCAUGGUGUGAAAUAUGAUCCUCCUGAAACACAGAGUUUUAUUUUGAAAAGAAGCUGGAUGUUUUAUUUUGUGUCUGUGCCCGACUUCCUUUGCAGCACGGGUUAAUCUGUGCUGAAUUUAUCUGGCAUGCUCGGCAUUCGGGAAAAUAGAACUCUUGUGAUCAGCUGUGGAGUCUGGCGAUCCGCAGAGGAACGGAAAGAAGCCGGUGGAAAUUGACACAUUAACUUGAAUGGUUAUGAUCAGCUAUGAUUGGGGGAUAUGACCUUUUCGUAGAUGUUCAGGAUGUGGUGGAAAUUGGGGGUAAGAUGCUGUCCUUCGUCAGAGACAUGACUCCACCCCAUCCAGUUUGUAACAAUGAGGGACAGACAGGUGAGGAGAUGGAGGAUGGUUCAAAAGCUGGAGCGGUGGAUGAAGUAGAAGAAGUUAAUGUGGGAGGGGUGAGCAGCUUGUGGAGUAGUUAUCGUCCAUUUAUUGUCAUUGAGCUGAAUCGUGAUAUUGAUUUAUAGACAUAUCACUCAACCCGACCAGGAUUUGAUUCCUGCUCUUAUUUACCGUCAUAAUUUCACAGAGGAGUAGGAAGCCUAGAUUCUCCUCGUCUUCUCUCGUUAUUAUCACCCAGUUUUGAUAGUUUUUCACUUCAGAUGGCGGCGCUCACUCAUGACGGGGGCCGAUCGCUCCAUCUCUGUUUGAGUCUGACACAGACUCCGGCUCCAGACUGUGUCAUCCACGUUGUCGUCGUAUCACACUCUCUCCCCACUCAGUGUAAACAAACACAGCUGUGAUCUAACUCUGAGCUCUCCUUUUCCUCCCGCAGCCAUAUGUGUGGACGGGACCUUCCAUAAGUACGUCUUCACCCCUGAUGGGAACUGCAAUCGAGAGGCCUUCGACGUUUAUCUGGAUAUAUGUGACGACGACGACUUCUGAGAGUGAGGACGAGGAAGAGACGGAGAAUCAGAGACUUUGAGCUGCUGAGGCUGUCGUUGUUAUCAGAUUUAUUUACAAUAUGUAGCAGUGUGAACAUCAGUCCUCUUUUUUAUUAGUCUGUCAGUCAUCAAGUCCAAAUUAAAAACACGCUUUUGUUAAGAAAUCUUAUUUGAAAUCUCUGAUCUGUCUUUGUUCAGAAAAUAAGAAACAAGAUUUUCAAUGAUCUCAACCCUCUGUAGACCUAACCCACAAUUUCCACCGGAUCCCAAACGGCUACUAAAAGGUCAUAUCCUCCAAUUGUGAGGAACGGAAUUGUUGAGUCUCAGUUGAAAGGUCUCACCAUCUCAACUAAGUCCAGUUGUCCUUUCCUAAAGAAGGUCAGAUUUUGAUCCAUCAGACCACAAGUAGGGCUGGGCAAUAAAACACUAACGAUCUAUAUUGAAAAUUAGUUUCCCUCAAUAUCAAUAUAAAACAUGGUCAAUAUGAUUUUUGAUAGUCGGCAUUCUGCCAUGUUUUGUUGGACUAUACGAAUAGCCGAUGAAAAGGUGGAGUUGCUCCGGUUUAACCAUUCAUGUGCUGAAUUAGAACCAAGUAUCAAACAACUGUGUUGUAGCAGACAGCAGCUACACCCAAUCAUAGCACUUUAACAGGUGAAGCCGACAGCACUGUUGGUGAGAAAAAAAGAAAAUGAGUGCUACCCCCGACAGAAAUGACCAUGAAGCCUCAACAGAUGACGAUAUCGUUGCCAAUACUGGCGCGAAAACGUCAGUGGUGUGGAGGUAUUUUGGUUUUUUGAGGUCGGACCUGAAGCAGAGUAAUGUGUACUGUAAAUUAAUGUCCUGUACAUGUUCUCACAAAGUCGGGGAAUACCUCAAAUCUUUUUCACCACCUGAAGCAGCACCACGCUGCAGAGCACGCACAACUCAAAAGGUUAAAAACCCAGAGAGGAGCAAGGAGGCCAUGGCGCCUGUGCAGCCGUAAUAGCCGACCAUUCAGUCCGCCUCUCUAGAGCAACACCUUAUGACAAAACGUCAAAGAGACACAAAGAUCUCACAGAUGCAGCUGCUUAUUGUAUUGGAAAAGAUAUGCUACCAAUAAACAUUGUUAAAUUUCA